AUGGGGGAGGAGGACAGGGAUGGCAGGACGAGAAUCGACGAGAAGCCGGAAUUCAAAUUCUUCAAGCCGACCUUCUUCAAGCCGUCUGCUGUGCCUUUUGUGGUGCAACAUCUUCCGACCGAGAGCUGGGCGCUGCCGGGGCGCGUUCAGUCAAAGCCGGAGGCACCCGGGACGUGUGCUGUCGCUGUCGCACUGUCACAGACGAUGCUCAGCGUCGCUCUCGUCCUCGGGAUUGCAAUCUGUGCACCACCUCCAACAGUGGUCAAUCUUGCCGCUGCUGGCGCCGCUGGCGCCGCUGGCGCCCUGGCCGUGUAUCCCUUUGACAGCAUCAAAACACGGCUGCAGAGCGAGACAGCGCAGAAAAGCUACGGUGGAAGUGGAGUCCGCGCCGCCCUCUCGCUGGUACGCAGUGAGGGCUUGCUCUCUCUGUACAGUGGCCUCGGCGUUCAGCUUACGGGCGUCGUACCCGAGAAAUCUAUCAAGCUGUUUGUGCACGACCAGAGUGCUCCGCUCCUCGGCGAGGCACUCUCCGGCGCGUUGGCGGGGCUGUGCCAGGUGGUUGCCACCAAUCCGCUGGAGAUCGUGAAGGUGCGGCUCCAGCUCUCCUCAAAUCCGGACAGCCCGCUUGGCGUGCUGCAGCGGCUCGGGGCGGCCUCGAAUCCGCUAGUGCUCUACACCGGCGCUGCAGCGUGCGCAGCUCGCGACUCGCUCUUCAGCGCGAUCCUCUUCCCCGUCUACGCCAGCGCGAGGACGAUGCUGGCGGAGGGCGACAUGCACAUGACUGGCGCACUGCUCUCGCUGACGGCGGGCAUGCUCGCCGCGGCGCCCGCUGCGUACCUCACCACGCCCGCAGACGUGGUCAAGACGCGGCUGCAGGAGGAGCGCGAGGAGCCGGCGGAGCUGAGAGACGGCGCUGCGGCGGUCGUCGGUGCGAACGGGGCGACGCGCGGCCUGGCGAGCGGCGGGGUGGGUCCGCUUGCCGCCGGCCGCCGUGUCCUGUCCGAGGGCGGGGUCGCGGGGCUCUUCGCGGGAGGGCCGGAGCGUGUGCUGCGCUCCGCGCCCCAGUUCGGCAUCACGCUUGCGCUGUACGAGGGGCUGAAGGCGGGAUGCGAGGCGCGCGGGUGGCUCUAG
Messenger RNA from Emiliania huxleyi CCMP1516, 1131 nucleotides. RefSeq names its product mitochondrial carrier protein. Gene Ontology annotation, molecular function: transmembrane transporter activity. The record is from RefSeq and is a predicted model, not a curated record. NCBI's taxonomy places the organism in Eukaryota, Haptophyta, Isochrysidales, Noelaerhabdaceae. Gene Ontology annotation, biological process: transport. The transcript is spliced from 3 exons. Bases 1 to 1131 code for a protein of 376 amino acids.